Miscanthus lutarioriparius is the source of this 2967-nucleotide messenger RNA. NCBI's taxonomy places the organism in Eukaryota, Viridiplantae, Streptophyta, Magnoliopsida, Poales, Poaceae. The record is from the annotation of a GenBank genome assembly.
AUGAAUCGGAACAGGAAGAGGAGAAAGAGGAAGAGGCGCGGCGAUGAAAGGGCCGCCGCCUGUGUGCCCUCGCCCUCCUCCGCCUCCUUCGACCGCGACGUCUUCCCCGUCCUCCUCGCCGCCGUCCGAACCACCCGCCAAACUGGCAGCUCCUCCUCCCCGCCCGCUGCGCUCGCGGCCCGCCUCCUGCGCUGUGUGCUCUCCCGCUCGCCGCAGACGCUCUCCCCUCUCCCGAGGUCCCUCGUCGCGCUCCUCCCCCUCCUCCUCUCCUCCAGCUGCUCUUCUGUCGCCGCGCUGAGCUGCGAGGUGCUCGGCGCGGCAGCGCUGCGGUCCAUGGAGACCGGCGAGAUGCUGGCGUCCGACACUGGCAUUGCCAGCGGCCUGGCGAGGACGCUGGGAAGUAGAAGCCAGAGAGUGAUUGAGGCUGCCUGUAAUUCUAUAUUGGAUCUCUCGGCGUCUUCAGUCGGUAGGGAGCGACUUGCAGGCUCACCUGUUCUGCCCAGGACAUUGCAUCUAUUUUGUCAGGUGGAAUCUGUUUAUGGAUUUGCACAUAGCAGAAGCAUUGAGUGCCCAGAAAGUCCUACAGAAGCAAAUAAAAUCCUGUGCUUGAUCAUUGACACAGUGGUGCUCCUGGUAAAUUCUUGUAAGAUUGACAAUUUGCAGAAUCUACAUCAGGAGCUAGUAAGGAACGUUCUGUCUUUGUUGUACAAAAUCUGGAAGAGAACUCAACUCUUGAGAUCUUCAACUGAUUGCAACAAAUGGAAGAAUAAACUUCAGAGUAAAGAAUAUGAGAUGUCUGAAGCUAUUUUCAGGCUUUCGAUUGGUCUUGCUUCUCCAGCCUGCCCAGAGCCUGAUGUGGUCAGGGAAAGUAUUUUUGGCCAAACAGUGUCCGACUUUGAAACUUUUGUCCUGGCCUACUGGGAAAAGUCGCCUAAUUUGUACAGGAGGAAACAAAGCACUCAAAAGGGUAGUCCUGUGUUUGCUGCACUGCACAGUACUUUUAAUCUUGGAACAGCACCUGAUCCUAUCAUUGAAUCAUUAAUAAAGGGUCUUGUUUCUUGCCCCGCUAUCGCUUCUGAUGAACUUGACAUAAAUUCAUUUCUCCAUGAGGUUCAUGAUUCCUUGGGUGAUUCUGCAAAGUACAGGCAAGACAUUAGAGUCAUGAGAACACAAGAUCCAAAUGACCAAACCUCAAGUGGAUGUGUGACAGAGGAGCAUUUUUUCGAUGAUGGAACAGUCUUCAUAGAUGAAGAUGCAUUCAUCGAAAAAUGUAAGCAUGCCUUUAAGAAUGGUUAUUCGAUUGCCUUGCGUGGCAUGGAGUUCCGGUCUGAAAAGGUUGCUGCUAUAGCUUCUGCACUGGCUGAUCUAUUUGGGCAGCCUUCUGUAGGAGCCAACAUAUACUUCUCACCUGCAAGAUCUCAAGGCCUGGCCCGACACUAUGACGAUCACUGUGUACUUGUUUGGCAGCUACUUGGUAGCAAGAAAUGGAUGAUUUGGCCUAAUCAAAAGCCAUUUUUGCCUAGACUAUAUGAACCUUUUGACCCUUUAGAUGGCACUUUAUAUGAGAACAGUGGAAGAGUGGAGGUUUUGCUUGAAGGGGACAUGAUGUACAUCCCCAGAGGUUAUGUUCACGAGGCUCGCACUGAUGUCGGUGGAUCAGAGGUGAAUGCAUAUGCUGAUUACUCACUCCAUUUGACCCUUGCUAUUGAGGUCGAGCCACCCUUUGAGUGGGAAGGUUUUGCACAUAUCGCCCUUCAUUGUUGGACAGAGAAGCAGCAGCUUAGAGAUUCUCAACUUGUCGAGUUCAAGGGGAAAGUAGAAACUUCCUUAUCUGCUAUUGUGCUGCAUGUGGCCAUCAGGUUGCUCUCAGACAGUGAUCCUAUUUUCAGGAAGGCGUGCAUGGUUGCGGCAAAGUUUGGACCAUCCAGUUCCUGUACAACGACUCACUUGAAGGCUUUUCGAAGCAACCAGAGGUCAACUUUCGAUGAGAUACUGAGGAAGAUCGAUCAGAACUGCAGCAUCAAGGAAGCACUGAAGCGCAUCACGUUGGCAGUGAAAGAGCGAGACGACGAAGCCUUCCAGUGGAUGAGCUGGCUGCGGCACCUGCCUCAGCAAGGAGUUGACAUAAUCGAUUUCUGCAAUAUUUUCGGAGCCCUCGAAGAGCUGCUUGAGGCGUUCAACUCUAACCCUGACCAGGCCCUGGAUGGCUUCACAGCCUUCAAGUCAGGGUUUUGCCAGCGCGUCGUGUACGAGGACGCACGCGAGACCUUUGAGACUUUGCUUGAGAUGUACAGGACGACUAGGACUCAGUACAUGAGGGGAAUGCUGGCGUUGCACGGUGCAGGUGCACACGCAGCACAUAUUACAUGGGACAUGGAGGUUGUCCAGACAGCAUCUAAAUGCUCUAGGAGGGCCAUCCCCAAGGUGGUCUGGCUCCACAUCGCCGAGAACGAGAUCAUCCAUGUCGGUGCCGCGGCCAACCCCACCUUCGGCAACCUGCCGCCGUACCUAAGGAAGAAGGACGUCCUCAGCUACCGGGUGCUCGUGCACUUACGCCAUGUCACGGACUUUGACCCGGAUAACCCUUCCCCAUCACCAUCGCCGCCGGAGUCGGAUGACGGCGACAGCGGCCACGACGGGAACCCUGACCGCCAUCACUUCUCCAGGGGAACAGCAACGCGCAUUCAGGGAUUCCGAUGCCACCGGGGAACCAUCGACGGGGAGCAGCCGGCCGUCAACAACGGAAGCGGCGCGUUCAUCGGUCCUACGUUCAACGUCAGUGGGCCUCACCUAUCCUUCCAGCACGGUACAACUGUAAAGCAAGAUACCCAACCAGGCCGCCCUGAUCCGGUCUCGCAGUGUAACCCCUGUGCGGCUGCAGAUGAGACAAGCAGGGAGCAAGACAGCGCCGAGUGCCAGUUCAAAUUUAUCCGGCCACAAGACUGCAACGGAAGCGCCGGAGGAUAG